Nicotiana tabacum (common tobacco) is the source of this 1744-nucleotide messenger RNA. RefSeq lists its product as uncharacterized. Lineage: Eukaryota; Viridiplantae; Streptophyta; Magnoliopsida; Solanales; Solanaceae. The record is from RefSeq and is a predicted model, not a curated record.
UUUGUUUGAAAUGAGAUUAAUACUAGCUUUUGAGCUAAUGUGGAUGAAUGCGCGUGAAAGCCGCAAAAUUUUAUUUUUUUUCCUUCUUUUUCUUCUUUUCUUUUAUUCUCUUUCUUGUUUACUUCUCCCUUAUUACUCCAUCCGCCAUUUUCACACCCCCCCAGCUAGCUUCUUCCAUUUUCUUUUAUUUUUUUCUUUUUUCUACCUUUUUUUCUAUUCUUUUUUUUUUUUGUAAUGCUUUUACUUUUUCCUUUUUUUUUUCUUUUCCUUUUUUUAUUUUUACAUUUGUCUUCUUCCUUGUAGUAUUUCGGAGAAUAAGUUAAUGAUUUUAGCGAGAAGCCAAACCUUUACAAUUAUGUUUUUUCCUUUUCAUUUUACUUCUUUUUUUCUCAUCUAUAUUUUUAUUUUCUUUUUUCUUUAUUUCCCUUUUUCUUUCUUUUUCCCGUUUUUUUCUUUACAAUAUUUCUCACCGGGAAAAAUGGUGAUUCCGGCGACAUCAUCUUUCUGCCAAGUUAUCUCUACCAUUUAUUGUCCUGUUUUUUUUUUUUUUUUAUAAAUUUAGAAGAUUAGUUUUACGCUAUUCAAAAGGCCUCACAACUUUAUCAUGUCUAUUAUCUCCGGCAAUCUUUUGAUUUAAUAUAAGAGUUUUUCGGUGGGUGAUGUAGGAUGGUCGGCAAUGAGGAGAAAAGGGGGAAGGGGGGUGUUAUGGGUACAAGAGGGAUCAGAAAUGGUGAAGAAAGAGAUAUAGAGAGAAAAAUGUAAAAGAAAAAGAAUAAAAUAAGAUUAAAAAGACAAAUAGAAAGGUAAACUCAAAAAAAUCAAAACAAAAUAAAUUUGACAUGCAAAGAUUAGCUCACUAAUUUCAAUUAUUGUGUAAGUAUGUGAGACACCCUUUUUGAUUAACUUAAGGCUCACUGAUUAAGAAUGAUUAGGGGUUGUCUCGGUCAAAUUAGAAAUAAAAAAAGUUUGGGGUAAAAUUUAAAAUACUAAAAAAUAAAAAAACCCAUCUUCUAAUCUAACUUGUCUCUUUCUUCCCUUUUCAAAACAAGACACGAUUAUCCCCUAAACUUUUUCAACUUUUCUCUCAAAUUCAAUCUCCAAAAUCAAGAGUACUAUAUGGCUCCAAAAAUCGGCUCCAUUCCAUUUAAAUUUGAUUUGGAGUUGAGAUUCCAUCAUCAAGAUAAAAUAAAAAAGGAAUGUGUGUCAAAGACAGGUGGAAGAGGAAGAGAUAAAUCUUUUUCCAAAAGAUCUAGCAAAAGAAUUAAGACAUGUCAAGAGGAUGAACUACAAAAAUUAAUUAUAGUUGAAGUGGAAGCCAAACCUUUUCAGGUAGUAGUAGGAGGAAAUGUUGGAGAAGAAGAAAAAGAGAAAGAAAAUGAAGAGGAAAUUGAGAAAGAGAAUAAAGAGGAAACAUGGAAUGUACUACGAGGGAAUGCUAGAGAAGAAGAAACAGAGAAAGAAAAAGAAGAGGAAACAGAAAAGGAAGAAGAAGAGGAAACAAGGAAAGUAAGAGAACAAAAGGCAAAUGUUGAUCUUCCGCGAGAUGACACAUAUUGAUUAAACGUCAACCUAUUGAUUAACCUAAGAAUACUUCAACAUAAUGAUCUUGUAGAUUUAACGACAAUGAUAGGUGUUUGAAACAACAACGUUAGAUGUUUCAAACAUCAUUGCAUAUGGAGCAUAUAUUUAAUUUCCUUUUUUGUACUAUGAGGGAAUCCUAUAAAUUUAAUUACCCCAGCAAGUG